AUGGACAUCGGGGACAAUAAUGAAGAUAUUGGUGGAUUUGGGGAGGAAUGGGUAAAACCAAGGCCACUACCUGAUGAUUUACCAAGGUCGCUUGAUGAUCGAAAACAUGUAUCUGCAGAGUAUGCACCUGAGACUGAGAUGUAUGAUGCAUGGCAAGGACAAUCGCAGUUUCUAACAACUCCGGUCCUGGCUAAACCACUCGAAUUCAAAAAUCUUUCACUCGAUAAUGACGAUUUCGGCGACGAUAUUACAAAGCAAAAGAUAGGGGAUAGCGAUAGUAGACUUAUGGAAAUGUUGGCCGCUCAAGCAGCACAUCGAGAUGGUUCGGCUAGUGAGGAUGAAGAUGCUGUGGCUAUGGAUGAGAAGCUUUCGCUUGAAGAAAAGAAGGAUAUCCUACAGAAGGCUCUAAAUAUGUCAGCUAGUAACGGAGAUGUUGAUCGCAUAGAGAGGAUCCUCCACGGUAAAGCAAAAGACCUUGUAGAUUUGGAUGCGCCGGAUGAAGAAGGCACGGCGCCGAUAAUAUACGCAAGUUGUUUUGGCCACGAAGCUGUCGUAACAGCACUCCUAGAUGCCGGUGCCGAUGUCGACAAACAAGAUAGAAAUCAAUGGAGCGCCUUGAUGUGGGCAAUGACAAAUCGGCACAAGGGGAUAGCAAAGGCACUUCUAGAUAGAGGAGCAUCCAGGGACGUCAAAUCAUCGACGGGAAGAACGGCAUUUGAUUUUAUUGCUCCAGAUAGCGAAAUUGCCGAUUAUCUCCAGGAUGGUGGAUAUCAUAUUGGAAAUGCUGGAGUUACGGACGACUUUUACAACCCUGGAUUCUCCCAGGACCGGUUUGAGGAAGAAAUGGCAGAAAAUGAAAUGAGGCGCCGAAUGAUGAUGGAGAGUGCCAGAGAUCUAGAGGUUGACUUGGGUAAUAUGGGUAUUGAUGAUCAACCUGAAUCGCCAGAGGAGUUGGAAGAAGAAGGUCAAGAUUUCGACUGGAGCCGAUGUUUACAUGAUCAAAUGUUUGUGUUUCAGGAAAGUGAACUUGGUCGAAUUCUGGAUAUCAUUAUCACCAAUAUGUCUCCUCAACGAUCACCAUCUCAGAAACCCGUACCAGCGAACAUGAUAUUUCUCAGUGCGAGAUAUGCUCACUAUCAUGCAAGCCAUGAUCUUCUGGCCAAACUUCUUAUUAGCGCGAUGGAUAAGAUUAAUGAUGUGGUUGAAACACAUCAAUGGGACAUGACAAUAUUAGCUUUCUGGAUUUCGAAUGCUACAUUGUUAUUACACUAUUUGAAAAAGGAUACUGGAUUAUCCGAAUCAACAACAGAGUUUCAACUUCAACUUGCGGAGCUGAUUAAUGAAAUUUUUAUCUUGAUCAUUCGAGAUGCUGAAAGGAGAAUGGACAAAGUUCUUGAUUCGGCAAUGUUAGAACAUGAAACUAUUCCAGGAUUUGAAGAUGUCACAUUCCAGAAUGAAUGGAAGCUAUUUAAAAGAAAAACGACUGUUAAAGAAGUACCCAUUGAAAAACGGUUUCGACCUCCUUCGCCAAAGGCUAGAGCUAAACCAUCACCCCGCAAUGUUACGUCAUUAUUAUCCUCUACUCUAUUUGUGUUGGAUCUUUAUGACAUACAUUCUGUCAUUACUUCUCAAAUUUUGGCGCAGCUACUUUACUGGCUUGGUGCGGAACUUUUUAAUCGUAUCAUGUCUAAUCGAAAGUAUCUAGCACGAACUAAAGCAAUGCAAAUACGUAUGAAUAUUUCUAGCCUUGAGGAAUGGGCACGAACGAACAAUCGACAACCUGAGCAUUAUGAGCAUGGUUCUAUGACUUCUAGUGGAGAGAUGACUGUUGAGGCAACUCGACGACAUCUUGCACCUUUAGUUCAACUACUACAGUGGUUACAAUGCUUCUCAUCUUUGGGACAAGAUGAUUUAGAAGCUUUAGUUGGGACAUUACAGCAACUCACACGACUUACACCCCAGCAAUUAAUACAUUCAGUAAAACAUUAUCGAGCGGAAGUUGGAGAAAAAGGGUUACCAAAAAGUGCUAUGAAUUAUUUGGUCAACCUACAAGAGGAGCACCGGUUACGAAAAGAGCGUCAAAAGAGAACUUCACAAGGUUUACGCAUGAGUGCACCAUCAACUCCAGCUAGAAAAGGAAGUAAACCAUUACCUGAUACCCCUGAUUCAAAUGGUAGAGGUGGAAAACCGCAAUCUCUCGAUGACGAACCUUUCGAGGAAGAUGAUGCACCGGAAAAUCUUCUCCUGGAUCCAGCUCUCAUGCUUCCUUUUUCCCUUCCUUCUAGCACAGAUAUGUUGAUAAGUUAUGGAGCGGGAUUCGGUGGGAUGAAUCGAGAAAGGGAAAGAAAAUAUAUUCCUACAGUUCCUCCGGAGUUCUUGGCAAAGCUAGAUCUUAGUGGUGGGAGAGCACACUCGACAUAUCAUGAGCGAGAUUGGGAGAAUGAGGAACUUUGA
Molecule: messenger RNA, 2454 nt
Organism: Sclerotinia sclerotiorum 1980 UF-70
Lineage: Eukaryota; Fungi; Ascomycota; Leotiomycetes; Helotiales; Sclerotiniaceae
Exons: 3
Coding region: 1-2454 (817 amino acids)
Molecular function (GO): GTPase binding
Source: RefSeq, a predicted model, not a curated record